AUGGAAAAUUCAAAUAUUUUUAUAAAUGUUAAAAAUAGAAAUCAACCAUUUAAAAUGAAUUAUAAAGUUUUUGGAGAUGGUGAAGAGAAAUGUUUAUUUAUAAUGGGAUUAUUAUUAGGUGGUAAAUAUUGGUUAUCAACAAUAAAAUAUUUUUUAGAAAAUAAUCCAAAUAAAUAUUCAAUUUGUAUUUAUGAUCAUGUUGGUGUUGGUGAAUCUGAAUUUAAUGGUGUAAGUAGUAUAAAUGAUUUUGCAUCAGAUGCCAAUGAAUUAAUUGAGCAUUUAAAAUGGGAAAAAGUUAAUAUAGUUGGUGUAUCCAUGGGAUCAAGUAUCGCAUAUGAGCUAUCCCUAAUGGCACCAUCAAUUAUAAAAACCCUCAAUUUAGUAUCAUUCCCACCCAAUAUAAACUACGGAUUCCUAUUUCAAAAAGGUGCUCAACAAUUAUACCUCAUAGACUACAUUGCAAAAAAGAAUAAAGUCGACCCAUCAAAUUAUUUAAUUGAUUUAUUAUAUUCCCAAUCAUUUUUAAAUUCACCAUCUAGAAUUAAACAGUAUGGAAAUAACAGGGAAUUCAUACUACCAUUACUCUCGAAAAUGUAUAAUGAGAGAAAAACAAUCUCCCCCUCAAUAAUAAUUUCAACAAUGUUUGCAAUGAUAAAAUAUAAAAUUAAACCUUAUAAUAAAAUUAAAGAAAAAGUUUUAAAUAGACCAUUUCCAAUUGUAAUGUUUUUCGGUACACAUGAUAAAUUCAUUGAUUGUAAAAGAGUUAUUAAAACCUAUGAUAUUAUUCAACCAAAUUUAAUUUAUAUUUGUGAAAAUUCAGGUCACUCUUUACAAUUGGAAGAUGUUUUACAAUUUAAUAAAGUUACUCAAAAUUUUUUUAAUUAUAAUUUAAAAUCAAAUAAUAGUAGACCAGAAUUUUUAAAUCAAAAAAUUUUAAAAAAAAAUGAAUUAACAAAUAAUGAUGAAUAUACAAAAAGAGUUUUUAAAGAAUCAAUUAAAGAUAUAAAUUUUAAUAAUAAUAAUAAUAAUAAUUUUAAUAAUAAUAAUAUUAAUAAUAAUAAUUUUUUAAAUAAUUUAAAUAUUAUUAAAAAUAAAAAUUUAAAUAAUAUUUUAUUUCAAAGAUUUUCAACAUUUUCAAAUAAUUUAAAUAAUUUUAACAAAAAUUUAAAUUUAACAAUUUUAAAAUCAAUUUCAAAUAAUUUAAUUUUAAAUUUAAAAAAAUUUAAAUAA
Molecule: messenger RNA, 1230 nt
Organism: Dictyostelium discoideum AX4
Lineage: Eukaryota; Evosea; Eumycetozoa; Dictyosteliales; Dictyosteliaceae
Exons: 1
Coding region: 1-1230 (409 amino acids)
Source: RefSeq, a predicted model, not a curated record